UCCUCCAUCCGAUCCUACACUACUGUUUGUAUCUGUAGGCAGUAGGCUGUACCCAAAUUCUUCCCCUCGAUCAUUGAUGGUGGUGUGGUGUGGUGUGGGUGGAGCUUUAUGUAAUCCCAUUAUCCCUUCCAUCUUCUUCUUUCUCCUAAUAUUCCUGUUCCACCCUCUCUCUCUCUCUCUCUCUCUCUCUCUCUCUCUCUCUCUCUCCACCAUAUACUUGAUAUACGUCAUUGUCAAUUGCUUCACCUUCUCCUUUUUGUCUAUUUGCUCUCAUAUUCCUCCAACUCUUUUUUUGUGAUUUUCAACUUCAAAAGGAGAAGUGAUUUUCCUCAUUAUGUGAUCCCCGUUCAGUAUUAGUAGUAAUAAAGUCUGGGUUUUUUUUUUCUUGGAAUUUUGGAAAGAAGAAUUUUGUAUUACGAUGGGUAACUCCGGGAGCAGCGGCCGGCGGAGGAGCGGCAGCAGUGGGAGGGACCACCAGUCUGCGCCUCCACCGCAGGCGGCGGAGGCGGAGGUCAGCUCCAACCGCUACCUCUUUGCGGCGGCGACGCCUUUCCCUCCCCAAUACCAAAACCCCAACGCUCCGCCGUAUUACCCGUUCCGCAUGGACGCGAAUUUGGUUAACGGACGGUACCCGUGCGGGCCCGUGAUGGCCCCGCCGGCACCUUAUGUGGAGCACCAGACAGCCGUGACGAUACGAAAUGAUGUGAAUCUGAAGAAGGAGACGCUUCGGAUCGAGGCGGACGAGGCCAACCCUGGCAACUACCUCGUUUGUUUCACCUUUGACGCCACCGUUCCAGGAAGCAUGACUGUAAUCUUCUUUGCGAAAGAAGGUGAAGACUGCAUAGUGACUCCUAUGAUGGAAGCUUUGCUUCCACCAGUGACAGUGCAGUUCCAACGAGGCCUAGCUCAGAAGUUUAGACAGCCAUGUGGAACUGGCAUUGACCUUUCAAUGUUCGAGGAAGCGAAAUUGUCGAAGGAAGGCGACAUGGAUGUAUUUCCCCUGGUAAUCAAGGCAGAAGCAUCCCGAGAUAGCCAGAGGGAUACGGUGGAUGGGUGCACGGUUUCUGGUCAGACAAACUCUCAGAUAACUCAGGCAGUGUUUGAGAAGAGCUGCGAGCCUCAUGUCAGGAUAGUUAAGCAGAUUUUGUGGGUGAAUGGCAUGAGGUAUGAGUUGCAGGAGAUAUACGGGAUUGGAAAUUCGGUUGAUGAAGAAGGUGAGUUCGAUGGAAAUGAUCCCGGGAAGGAAUGCGUCAUCUGCCUAUCUGAACCCCGCGACACUACUGUACUUCCUUGUCGCCACAUGUGUAUGUGCAGUGGGUGCGCAAAAGUUUUGAGGUUUCAGACGAACCGAUGUCCUAUUUGCAGACAGCCAGUCGAGCGUCUCUUGGAGAUCAAGAUCAGCGCUGAUGAUGUUGCUGAGGAGUGAAGAGACUCUGAGAGUUGUUGCCACCUCUCUCUGUAAAUGCUUUAUUCUACUUUCAUUUUCCCAGUAACCAGACUGGAAGUCCCAACCAUGAGUUUGCAGUUAGAGUUGGAUAUUCUAUUUAGAAUCAUAAUCCCCACCAUUUAUAUGUUAGAGUGAGUAUACAGUUUGAGAUUGAUGUCUAGCUCUGAUCUGGUAUGGUUGAUUGUUUGCUAUUUUGAACAUUAUGAUAUUCUGUUCAGUUGCAGCUAUGUUUGCUCCACUUUGGGGGUUUAUCUGAUUUUUUGCCAGAUAAAAUAAGGUGAUUUAGUUCAUUUGGAAACUGUGUUAUUAUGUUCAGAUGGUGCAACAAUGCCCAAUCAAAUUUUAAUUUAAAAUAUUAUAUUUUUU
Molecule: messenger RNA, 1813 nt
Organism: Ipomoea nil (Japanese morning glory)
Lineage: Eukaryota; Viridiplantae; Streptophyta; Magnoliopsida; Solanales; Convolvulaceae
Product: probable E3 ubiquitin-protein ligase LOG2
Exons: 3
Coding region: 419-1426 (335 amino acids)
Biological process (GO): protein ubiquitination
Molecular function (GO): ubiquitin protein ligase activity
Source: RefSeq, a predicted model, not a curated record